UCUGAUGGCACAUGUACUAUGGAAAAACAAGUCUUCCUGUCCUUAUUUACCGCUCACCUAUUAGAUUUAGCCGAAUGUCUUUGGGACUCUUACGCAAGUGGAUCAGAACUAGUUUUGCACGAAUAUGCAAGGAUAGUUGAAGAUCUUGAAUAUGAAAGGCAAAAGGUGCGAUAUUUUGUGGGACUUCUUGCCUAUGAAGAAAUUCCUCUAGGAAAAAUAAAUACUUUACUAUCUUGGUUUACUCUAGGAACUUUGAAGUCGUCCCCCUUAGUAAAAGCUGUCAUUGAUUCUUUAGUUAAUCAUUCAGCAAAUGAUAACGGCGAAUCCGCAUCCUUUUCUAAAGAGGCACUUAUAACAUGGCUGCUGAGAAACCUACCGGAUAUUGCAGAUGAUCUAGCAUCUAUUGUUUCAUAUUCGCUACACGGCGGCGAGUGCAUCUCUACCAGCUUUACAUUACUUAGCGAAUAUGGUGGAAUAUUAAUGCAACCGGAUACAAUUUGGCUCCUCUCUGCUUCCUUAUCUCCUCCGUUUAAACGCUGUGGUGACACAGCGUUGAAAGGCGGCGCCCCACUACAAGCAGAACAACUAUCGCAUCUCAGAUGUCUUUUUAACAGCGCAUCUGAUGGGCUUAGUUUAACUAGAAUAGUAGAAACAUCAUUUGAUUAUGAUGGUCCUCUUCUUCUUCUACUCAAAGCAGGCGAUAAUUCGUUUUGUUUUGCCUGCGACGAAGGCCUAAAGAAUUCUUGGAACCCGUAUGGAGACAGGGACUCUAAAGUGCUACAGCUAGAACCCAGGACUUCAAAGAGGGGUUUUCUGGCUGGGCAUCGUCCUUUGGAAUCACCUGUGCUCGAAAUUGACGAAAAUUUUCUAACUGUCCGAAUUACCGGUGGUCUUCCAGUCAAAAUUGUGAGUGUUGAGAUUUGGGCCGCCGGAGCCCCAACACAUUUGGCUAAACUGAGGGACCUCAAAAAAUGGAAUGCGAAA
This is a messenger RNA of Protopolystoma xenopodis, 984 nucleotides long. The record is from the annotation of a GenBank genome assembly. Lineage: Eukaryota; Metazoa; Platyhelminthes; Monogenea; Polystomatidea; Polystomatidae.